AUGGCUACUCCGUCCGAAUUGCACGGUCUUUGGACAGUUUAUCAAAAGUUCGGAAGUGGUAAAGUGUCGUGGGUACGUCUCUUCGAACCAUCCAUUAAGCUGGCUCUGAACGGUUUUCCAGUUUCCUCUCAUCUUGCGUUCCAAAUCGCCCAGAAGGAAGAGCAAAUUCUUGCUGAACCAUCACUUAAGCGAACCUUCGUGGAUGCAGCCACAGAGCGUGUCUACGAAGAAGGUGACCUGAUAAAACGAGAACAUCUUGGAUUCACAUUGCAGUUGAUUGCAAACUCAUCUGAUCCUGUUCAACUUUUCUAUAAAGGUGGCGUUGCGCAAACAAUUGUGGCUGAAGUUCAAGAACACGGAGGAUAUGUGACACUGGAUGAUUUGAGUGCCUACGAGACGCUUAUCGAUGAGAUACCGAUCGAGAACGACAAUCUGCUGGCUGGUGAGCUGUCAAUGUGUGGACCGGCUCCACCGAGUUCAUUCGCCAUCACACAAAGCAUUGUUGCAGUUCUUUCGGAGCUCUAUGCUGAUGAUACUGAGAAUGCAAUUGAUACGAAUGAUGCGCUGUUUUACCAUCGAAUUAUUGAAGCCGAAAAGUUUGCUUUCGCACAGCGCAGUCGGUUCGGCGAUGUGGAAUUUGUGGCGGAUGCUCUUAAAGUGGCACAGAAUAUGACCAACAAAUCAUACGCUCAGUGGAUUGGUUCGUUGAUCAAAGCACAAGCUCAACCAUCUGAUUACUAUUCGCUGAAUUAUUCCACUACGUAUCAAGUAAGUGAUCGCGGAACGUCACACGUGAGUGCUAUCGAUAGGGACGGCAACGCUGUCUCAUGCACCAGUACCAUUAAUCAAAUACUUGGCUCAAUGCGAGUCUCACCAACACUCGGCAUUAUAUGGAAUGACGAACUGAAUGACUUUUCGACACCAGUGGAAGGUGACAAUUUGACGUUUGAAAUGAACUUCAUUGAGCCUGGAAAGCGAUCAAUGAGUAGCAUGUCACCGAUGAUUAUCUACAAGAAAAGUACCGGAAAAGUACGGUUAGUGAUUGGUGCAGACGGUGGAUCAGCGGUAAUUUCAUCAAUCGCGCAAACGGUGAUAAGAUCGAUUCUGCUCAAUGAAACCAUCAAAGAGGCGAUUGACGCUCAACGUCUGCAUAAUCAGUUUAUGCCGCACCAAACUUUAUAUGAACAGACUUUUCCGAAGGAAUUAGUUGAUGUGUUAAGCGAUCAGUAUGCUCAAAAUAUGACUGCAACAGAACAAGUGAGCAGUGUUGUGCAUGCGCUCGAGGUGCGUGACGAUGGUUUUAUUCAUGGAAAUUGCGAUUUCAGACGGCAUAUCUCAACUUACCCGUGUGGAUUUUAA
Molecule: messenger RNA, 1359 nt
Organism: Anisakis simplex (herring worm)
Lineage: Eukaryota; Metazoa; Nematoda; Chromadorea; Rhabditida; Anisakidae
Source: the annotation of a GenBank genome assembly